AAAAAGGAAAUCUACAGAGGCAUGUUUUAAGUAAUCAUUCAGAUAUAAGCAAAGAAGUUUUGUGAAUGCAACUUCCUGCUUUGCUCUAAUGGAGGUGGGGCUCAACAAUGAUGGACCUUGGCAUGGCGAGAGCAGAACCACAGCAUCUGGGAAGGGCCACAGCACCAGCAAGAUGCAUCAGUGCUCCUUCUGUCCUUACUCCACAAAUGUUACUACUAAUCUCAAGAAUCAUAUGCGAACUCACACUGGGGAGAAGCCUUUUCAGUGCCCGCAUUGUUCAUUCUGCACUACUCAGAAGGGAAGCUUGAGAACACACAUUCGCAAGCACACGGGAGAGAAGCCUUUUGCUUGCUGUCACUGUGAUUAUCGUUCAUCUACAAAGGGUAAUUUAAAUGCUCAUAUGACUGUGCAUCGUGCUCAAAUCAUUGAGGGUAUUAAGAAAGAAAGGGAAAUGCCCGUUCCUCAGGUAUCUGUUACGUAUUCUCCACGUACCCACGUCUCUUCUCGGUACGCUCCUUCCUCCCCUCGAAACACUACUGCCUCCCACCGAUAUACCCCUGCCUCUCCUCGAUAUGCUUCUGCCACCUCUCCUCGGUAUACUCCUGCCCCUCCUCGGUAUACUCCUGCCUCUCCUCGAUACACUCCUGCCUCUCCUCGAUAUACUCCUGCCUCUCCUCAAUAUACUCCUGCCUCUCCUCGAUAUACUCCUGCCUCUCCUCAAUAUAUUUCUGCCUCUCCUCAGUAUAUCCGAGCCUCAACAGAUUUGGACCCGGACUCCUCUUCCGUUACCUAUGUCUCUCCCAUAAUUGAAACUGUUACGUGUGAACUUGAUCCAUUGUCUCCUUCCAAUGAUUAAUAACUUUAAAUUUUGUAUGAAAACAGGCCUUGUAACCACUCUUAUGUUCCUUAUAUAAGGAUUCAUAUGCAGACAGCUCUUUAAGUAUUACAAGUGCAUAACAAAUUCUGUACCUAUAAUUUUAUUUUCGCCAGUAUUUUGCAAAGCUUUUAAUAUUUGGAGGCAGUGAAUUAGGUAGUCUUGUUUCAGAUAGUAUAGAGGAAAGCAUUGAAUUUGUGGGCCUCUUUAAGGCAAUCUAAGGUUUCUUUUAAUGUUUAAUAUUUAACUCAACCAGUUUGUUUGCAGAAAUCUACUUUAAUGUUUAAUGAUAAUUCUAAGCAUUUUAUGGAGUGAUAUUUAUGAUAUUUACUUGUGUUGGAAUGAGAUGUUGAAGUGCUCUCAAGAUGUUGAAGUUUGUUUUACAAACAAACAUCUAUUUUCCUCUUAGUGUUCUUUAAUUUUUUUUUAUUAAAGUUAAUAACAUUGAAACCCUAUGUAUCUCAAGUAAUUAGGUCUCAAGAUGUGCCAGAUAUCUGGAACUCCUGGAUAUAACUCCAGGAGUUUAAACUAUAUCCAGGAUAUAGUUUAAAGUGUUUGAUUCAAGGUAGGAGGCUUUCCCGGGGACUGGGCAGUGGGGACGUUGAGCCCUGAAAUCAUCGCAAGCCAAGGGGAUCUUAAAUAAUGUGGAACUUUGCUACAAUGCAUAGAUCGGAGCAUGGAUUUUUAUGGGUCACAUAAGAGUUGGGAUAAGAAAAUAACUAUUUUUAUUAUGUCCGUGAAUAUUUGUAUCCUAAAAGUACUGUACCAGCUGUUGUUUACCCAUUAAAAUUUAAAAAAUAAUUGAAAAGUGAUUAAUUGAAACAAAAUGAAAUGUACAUAUACACUUUCAAAAUAUAUUUGAAUAACUAAUGUAGCUAAAUGAACAUGAUUCAUUAUCACACAUGUUAAUUGUUUACACUUAAGAUGUACAAUAUUGUAUGUUAGGAAAUAUCAUACUGUAUGCACAGUAGUACUGUACUUAUGUUAACUCCAUGUUAGUACCCUGGGGGUGUUUAAACCAUAAAGAGUGACAAUAAUCAAAAUUGUCACCUCACUUUUGCAUAAAAUAGUAAUAAUAAAUUUGUUCUCAUAGAAUAAUAUAUUGACAUGCAAAAGGGAAGGGAAGUGGAAAAAAUAGUUUUUUUCUGGCAUGUAUGUUAGGAGGGAGCCAGGUAGCCCCAUUGGAUCCGUCAACAAGAAAUAAGCAAUUUGCUGGCCCAUUGCAUAGGGGUGAGGAGAGACAGGCAAGUUUGAUAGUUUUAUGUUCAAUGUUUCACUUUAUGCAGUGUGAAAUAACUCGAUCUAUGAAUACACGAUUGACGAAAAGUGUGAUUUAAUACCGAAUAUAGGCCUCCAAUGAAAUAUGUACCCCUAAUAUUGUAUUGCAUGUAAAUCUGUUGAUGACACAGCUUAGAGGAAGUGUCUUACAACCCCACAACUUUUCUGUUAUUCUGUCAGGGAGUGUUGGUUUAUAUACUGGCAGGAAAGACCAAACUACUAUUUUACAGCAAUCACAAACAACUAGUACAUGAUAUGGGAUAACCAUAUUGUAUAGCAAGUAAUGGUAAAAUGAUUACAUAAUUUUUAUUGGUUUUGGUUAAAUCCAUUACAUCCAUAUAGAUGUAUUUAUUAUAACUAUAUGUAACAACGAUCAUGAGUUGUGUGCGGAUUGAAUGCGGUUGUUACUCCAAGUAUGCGGAAAAUCAGGUUGAAAAAUAGAAGAAUGCUUAGUGCUUUUUCAGCCAUGUGGCCAUCAUGAGAGCACGACAGAAUUUCAAUAGAGAAGAAAAGAAUGGUCAAGAGGUCACCUGACCCACAGGCACAGGUGGCCAGUCUCAAGGGAAAAACAGGUCACUACAUCAUCAAUGUGAGAAUAAACCUCUCCCUGUCUCAUAGGGUAAGAAUACUGUAGUAUAAAUAUAAAAGACAAGUGAACUAUUGAAGAACUAGAUUACAGUAUUUCUUUUUUUCUUUCUUUUUCGUUUUUCUUAACUUCACUCAACAAACCACCUAUACAGAGCAGUGCGUUUUGCCCUUCUCAAGUUGAUAGCACGAUUAUAUAACCUGGAAUGUAAAUACAAUGCACUAGAAUGUUGGACUGUUGGAAUCGAAUAAGAAAGUGGUUUUAAAGGUGAAUGUAACGAUUUACCCGUUUGGCCAAAGUAGAAUGAAGAUCUUCAUUCUACUUUGCUCUGAUGAAGGCGAAUUAGCCGAAAACGUGUUAAGCAUUCUCUAUUUUUCACAUGUGGUUAUUCUUCUCAUAUAUAUAUAAUAUAAUAUAAUAUCAGUUUAAAAUUCAGGCAGUAAUAUCUAAAAUCGGCACACUACGAUAAGUACAUUGGUUUGAGGAUCAACAUAUGAUGGUAGUCACUCUUUAAAGGUUAAAGACCCCCACCUCCCAAUUCCCCCCAAAAUAAUAGUAACCAAUCACAUAAUGAGAUAUAAAUUUGUUUGCGAGAGCGUGUUGGAUUGUAGAAGCAUUGAAAGCUAACAAACAAGUUAUUGAGAAAAUCAACUGGAGCUCUUAAGUGACUGGAACCUGCAACGAGUGUGCUGCCAACCACAACCUCUACCACUGUCACCCCUUCACUUGGUAUAAGUUGUACAAACUGGGAUUUUACUGAACCAACAGGAAGUCUAGAGGCCUCCCUAUACCAAGUUUGACUUAUAAACCCCAGGCGCCCGGGUGUGGGUAAAGUACACCGUGUGCACCAACAUCAAUUACACACAGAGAGAGAGAAAGAAAGCAGGCAAAGACUCUGCUGCUCUCGUUGACAGGGCCGGUGCCUGCUACUCUGGCAGCGUCUUGUGCUGGGUUUUCCUUGACACGCUUCCCAGUGGGCCCCUUCCCUUCACUCUACUGUAUACGUAAAUGUACAUCUACGGCAGAGAAUGAAAGGGAAGGAAAAUAAAAGAGAGAAGAGAGAAAAUAAAAAGCAUACCUGUGUCUUCCAAUCAGAAGUCAAGCCUGGCUUCGGACUGGUCUAGGGGAGAACAACAACUCCAAGAGCCCCAUCAAGCAGGCAUCAGAAAGAGAAAUCACACUUAAUAGGGCAUACUGUGUUGACCUACCUUACUCACACCUGGGCACCUCGGGGUUAUACAUAAAACUUGGUAUGGCUUCAGGAGAGGCCUUGAAACUUGCUGUUGGUUCAAUAGAAUCCCAGGUUGUACAACUUGAACCAAGUGAGGGGGGUACAGUGGUAGAGGCUGUGGUUGGCAGUACGGUGGUCACAGGUUCAAAUAGCCUAAGAGCUACAAGUAAUUUUCUCAUUGAUGUGUAUCACACUAGUGUAUUUUCUCUGUGUAAACAAGUUAUUAUAAUUGAGUUAAUGAUGCAUUUGUUAAAUAACCAUUCAUGUUUGUUUUCAUCUUCAUAAUAAAUAGCUGUAAAAAC
This is a messenger RNA of Procambarus clarkii (red swamp crayfish), 4271 nucleotides long. The record is from RefSeq and is a predicted model, not a curated record. NCBI's taxonomy places the organism in Eukaryota, Metazoa, Arthropoda, Malacostraca, Decapoda, Cambaridae.